GCCCCGCCCGCAGCCCUUGCAGGAGAGGCCGAAGCAGCUAGGCUGGGUGUCCCGGGGCGCUGGGUGCAGCCAUGGCCGGGGCGCGCCCGGGGGUCCACGCGCUGCAGCUGGAGCCGCUGCGGGUCCCCGAGACCCUGAUCCGGGGCAGCAAGUUCAUCAAAUGGGACGAGGAGCCCACAACCCAGACUCUGGUGACGCUGCGUGUUGACCCCUUGGGAUUCUUCCUCUACUGGAACGCGCCCCACAUGGAAGUUGACAUCUUGGACAUCAGCUCCAUUCGAGACACGCGGACUGGGCGCUAUGCCAGAGUCCCAAAGGACCCCAAGUUGCGGGAGAUGCUGGGAUUGGGGGGCUCGGAGCCGCGGCCUGAGGAGAACUUGCUGACUGUGGUGCAUGGCCCGGACCUGGUCAACAUCAGCUUCUUGAACUUUAUCGCAGUGCAGGAGGACGUGGCCAAGGUCUGGACCGAGGAGCUGUUCAAACUGGCUAUGAACAUUCUGGCCCAAAAUGCAUCUCGCAACACCUUCCUGCAGAAAACCUACACCCGGCUCAAACUCCAGGUGAACCAGGAGAGCCGGAUCCCAGUGAAGAACAUCCUGAAGAUGUUCUCAGCCGAUAAGAAGCGUGUGGAGACAGCUCUGGAGUCCUGUGGCCUUAACUUCAAUCGGAGUGAGUCGAUCAAGCCGGACGAAUUCACCCUGGAGAUCUUUGAGCACUUCCUGAACAAGCUCUGCCUGCGCCCUGACAUCGACAAAAUCCUGCUGGAGAUUGGGGCAAAGGGGAAGCCCUACCUGAGCCUGGACCAGCUGAUGGAUUUCAUCAACCAGCGGCAGCGGGACCCGCGGCUGAACGAGGUGCUGUAUCCCCCCCUCAGCCGCGCCCAGGUGCGCCAGCUGAUCGACAAGUACGAGCCCAACCGCCAGUUCCUGGAGCGUGACCAGAUGUCCAUGGAGGGGUUCGGGCGCUACCUGGCGGGGGAGGAGAACAGCAUCGUUCCCCCUGAAAAGCUGGACCUGAGCGAUGACAUGAGCCAGCCACUGAGCAGUUACUUCAUCAACUCCUCCCACAACACCUACCUCACAGCGGGCCAGCUGACGGGGAACUCCUCGGUGGAGAUGUAUCGACAGGUGCUGCUGAGUGGCUGCCGCUGUAUUGAACUUGAUUGCUGGAAGGGGCGGCCCCAGGACGAAGAGCCCUUCAUCACGCACGGCUUCACCAUGACCACCGAGAUCCCUUUCAAGGAGGUGAUUGAGGCCAUUGCUGAAAGUGCUUUCAAGACCUCCCCAUUCCCCGUCAUCCUGUCCUUUGAGAACCACGUUGACUCGGCCAAGCAGCAGGCUAAGAUGGCCGAGUACUGCCGCAGCAUCUUUGGAGAUGCGCUACUGAUUGAUCCCCUGGAGAAGUACCCGCUGCAACCGGGCGUGGUGCUGCCCAGCCCCCAGGAGCUCAUGGGCCGCAUCCUGGUGAAGAACAAGAAGCGGCGGCAGCGGCGGGCGAGCAAGGGCCCCGAGGGAAGUAGCAUCCGCAAACGCCUGCUGGAGUCCACAGUGAGCGACGCGGGGCCAGGCCUCGGGGAUCUGCCCUCACCCCCACCGGGCUCCCCCUAUGUCGAGCAGCACAAGGGGGCCACCCCUCCGGUCAUUGCCAACGGGGAGGAGAAGGCGCCACCGGAGAGACUGGCCAAGCUGGCAGAGCCCCGUAAAUCCAUUGACCGGGAGGCUGACAGCGAAGAGGAGGAGGAGGAAGAGCAGCCAGACCCCAAGAAGCCCACAACAGAUGAGGGCACGGCCAGCAGCGAGGUGAACGCCACCGAGGAGAUGUCCACACUGGUGAAUUACAUAGAACCCGUCAAAUUCAAAUCCUUCCAGGCCGCCAGUAAGCGGGACAAGUCCUUUGAGAUGUCGUCUUUCGUGGAGACCAAGGGGCUGGAGCAGCUCACCAAGAGCCCCAUGGAGUUUGUCGAAUACAACAAGAAGCAGCUAAGCCGCAUCUACCCCAAGGGCACACGGGUCGAUUCCUCCAAUUACAUGCCUCAGCUCUUCUGGAACGCCGGCUGCCAGAUGGUGGCCCUCAAUUUCCAGUCCCUCGACCUGCCAAUGCAGCUGAAUCUGGGCAUGUUUGAGUACAACCGGCGCAGCGGGUACCUGCUGAAGCCCGAGUUCAUGAGGCGUGAGGACAAGCCCUUCGACCCCUUCACUGAGAACAUUGUGGACGGCAUUGUGGCCAACACGGUCAAGGUCAAGAUAAUCUCGGGGCAGUUCCUGUCAGACAAGCGGGUGGGCAUCUACGUGGAAGUGGACAUGUUUGGCCUCCCCGUUGACACCAAGCGCAAAUUCCGGACGCGCCCAUCCCAGGGGAACUCCUUCAACCCUGUCUGGGAUGAGGAGCCCUUCGUCUUUCCCAAGGUGGUGCUGCCCACGCUGGCAUCCCUGCGCAUUGCUGUCUUUGAGGAGGGGGGUAAAUUUGUCGGGCACCGGAUCCUGCCUGUCUCAGCCAUCCGGUCUGGGUACCACUACAUCUGCCUGCGCAGUGAAAGCAACCAGCCACUGAGCCUGCCCGCCCUGCUGGUCUACACAGAAGCAAAUGAUUAUAUCCCAGACGACCACCAGGACUACGCAGAGGCCCUGAUCAACCCCAUUAAACACGUCAGCCUCAUGGACCAGCGGGCAAAACAGCUGGUGGCGCUGAUUGGAGACAGCGAGGAGAAUGCAGAGAAUCCACGGGAAACACCUGGGAAGCAGCGAGCUGAUGUGGUGGCUGAGCCCUCCACGGACCCCCGACAGCCACCCACUGUCCUGCUGCCCCCUGCCGGCAGCCCCAGUGUCGCCAGUCCAGGGCAAAGGGACGACCUCAUUGCCAGUGUCCUUGCAGAGGUAGCCCCCCAGUCCCUGGAGGAGCUGCGGCAGCAAAAGGGCUACAUCAAGCUGCUAAAGAAGCAGUACCGGGAGCUGAAGGAGCUACGCAAGAAGCACAUGAAGAACAUCUCCAGCCUCAACAAGAAGCAGAGCACCCGAGCCAACCAGCUGCACAGCGACAGCCUCCGGCGCCGCUCCCAAGUGGAGCGGAGCCUGCGCCGUGGGCACCAGGAUGCCAACGGCUCGCUGGACGCACUGGAGCAAGAGGUGUCUCGGCAGAAGCUGGAGCUGCAGGAGGGGCAGAUGCGGGGACUGCUGCAGCUGCGGGAAACCCAGCACCAGGUGGAGAGAGCCCGCAAAAAGGAGCACCUGCAACAGGCCCAGCAGCGGCUGCGGGAAAUUGCCCAGGACUGCCAGGCUGCCCAGCUGAAGAGAGUCAAGGAAACAAGUGAGAGGGAGAAGAAGGAGCUGCAGAAAAUCCUGGACCGCAAGAGGCACAACAGCAUCACAGAGGCCAAAUCCCGGGAGAAGCAGAAGAAAGAUGUGGAGCUGACAGAGAUUAACAGGAGACACAUCAACGAAUCAGUGAACUCCAUCCGCAGGCUGGAGGAAGCCCAGAAGCGACGCCAGGAGAAGCUUGUGGCUGGGCAACAGGAGAUCCUACAGCAAAUAGAGGAAGAGGAGCCCAGGCUGGUGGAGGAGCUGGAGCGGGAGUGCGAGCUGGAGGCACAGGCACUGCCCCAGGAGAUCCGCCGCUUCCUCCAAGCUGAGCUGGAGGUGGGGGUGAGAAAUGGGCACCCCCCUGCUGCCCCUCAAGAAGAGGAGGAUGAGAGCACUGUGCUGUGAAGUGGCGGGGGGACCUGGCACAGUGCUCCUGCUGUGGAGAACACCAUGCUGGGAGAUACGCCCCCACCCCACCCCCAGCCACCCCACU
This is a messenger RNA of Gopherus flavomarginatus (Mexican gopher tortoise), 3789 nucleotides long. It is a transcript of the gene PLCB3, whose product is annotated as phospholipase C beta 3. NCBI's taxonomy places the organism in Eukaryota, Metazoa, Chordata, Testudines, Testudinidae. Gene Ontology annotation, biological process: phosphatidylinositol-mediated signaling; lipid catabolic process. The record is from RefSeq and is a predicted model, not a curated record. The transcript has 33 exons. Gene Ontology annotation, molecular function: calcium ion binding; phosphatidylinositol-4,5-bisphosphate phospholipase C activity; calmodulin binding. The coding region runs from base 72 to 3701 and encodes 1209 amino acids.